Molecule: messenger RNA, 851 nt
Organism: Lathyrus oleraceus (garden pea)
Lineage: Eukaryota; Viridiplantae; Streptophyta; Magnoliopsida; Fabales; Fabaceae
Source: RefSeq, a predicted model, not a curated record
UGAAAGUAUAGUACAUAGAAAGGAUGAGGCAUUUGCUAUCCACCAUUCAUCAAAGAUAAUAUAUUUGGGGAAAAGGAAAACACACACUCACAUACAUGAACAAUAUCUCAUCAUUUCAUUUCAUUCUUCUACACACUCCUCACAAACACAACCCUUAACAAUAACAAUGGCACUUAGGAUGUGGGCUUCUUCAACUGCCAAUGCACUCAAACUCUCCUCUUCCUCUAGAUUACAUCUCUCCCCUACCUUUUCCAUCUCCAGAUGUUUCUCUAAUGUUUUGGAUGGACUCAAGUACGCACCUUCACAUGAAUGGGUCAAGCAUGAAGGAUCAGUAGCCACUAUUGGUAUCACUGACCAUGCCCAGGACCAUCUUGGAGAGGUUGUGUUUGUGGAGCUUCCAGAACCUGGUGUCUCAGUUACAAAGGGUAAAGGUUUCGGAGCUGUUGAAAGUGUGAAGGCAACAAGUGAUGUAAACUCUCCUAUUUCCGGUGAGGUUAUCGAGGUUAAUACUGGGCUCACCGGAAAGCCUGGCCUCAUCAAUUCAAGCCCCUAUGAAGAUGGAUGGAUGAUAAAAAUAAAGCCAACUAGUCCAGAUGAAUUAGAAUCCUUGUUGGGUGCAAAAGAGUACACAAAGUUUUGUGAGGAAGAAGAUGCUGCACAUUGAUGUUCAUUUUUCAAUAUAUUGAACUGACUGUUUUUAAUAUUGUACUACUAUCUAUCAUCUUGUUGUCUAUUUUUUUUCAAAUGCAAUAGAAUUGCUUCAAGUUAUUGUUGUUUCCAUGCGACACUUCAGUGUGUCAGUCUAUCUAGCUUGUCAUGUACUAAUUAAGAAGCAAAUUUGUUUUUUCUCA